GUUUAUUGAACCCUGAAACUCCUCCUCCCUCAUUCACAAGGCAGCGAAAAUGGCAACCCAAGCCCUGGUUUCAUCCUCUCUGAGCUCUUCAGUGGAGACUGCCAGACAAAUAUUUGGAGCCAGACCUUCCCAAUCCCAUGUUGGGUCCUCAAGGAAAGCAUCCUUUGUUGUCAGGGCAACUUCCACUCCCCCUGUUAAGCAAGGAGCAGAUAGACAGUUGUGGUUUGCAUCAAAACAAAGCCUUACCUACUUGGAUGGCAGCUUACCAGGUGACUAUGGGUUUGACCCACUGGGACUCUCUGACCCAGAGGGCCCAGGAGGGUUCAUCGAGCCAAAAUGGCUAGCAUACGGUGAGGUCAUCAACGGCCGCUACGCCAUGAUGGGUGCUGUCGGAGCCAUUGCACCGGAGAUUCUCGGAAAGGCCGGCCUGAUCCCUCAAGAAACAGCUCUCCCCUGGUUCAAAACUGGGGUGAUCCCACCGGCCGGAACAUAUGAUUACUGGGCUGACCCUUACACACUCUUCGUCUUCGAAAUGGCCCUCAUGGGAUUCGCAGAGCACAGGAGAUUCCAAGACUGGGCCAAUCCGGGAUCCAUGGGGAAACAGUACUUCUUAGGACUGGAGAAGUGGCUGGGAGGGUCCGGAAACCCUAUCUACCCAGGCGGACCUUUAUUUAACCCGCUUGGGUUGGGAAAAGACGAGAAGUCGAUGAAUGAUUUGAAGCUGAAGGAAGUGAAGAACGGAAGACUGGCAAUGUUGGCAAUCUUGGGGUAUUUCGUCCAGGCACUCGUCACCGGAGAAGGGCCGUACCAGAACCUUCUGGAUCACCUUGCUGACCCUGUCAACAACAACAUCUUGACUAGCCUCAAGUUCCAUUAAGGGAAUCAGAUUUCAUUCUUCUAUCCUUCUUUCUUCCUAUAUAAUUUCCAUGUUCUUGUAAACUCUAUGAAAAUUUUAUUAAAACAGACUUGUUUUAUGCUGUUAUGCGAGAUAAUGAGUUAGUUU
This is a messenger RNA of Rubroshorea leprosula, 1003 nucleotides long. The record is from the annotation of a GenBank genome assembly. NCBI's taxonomy places the organism in Eukaryota, Viridiplantae, Streptophyta, Magnoliopsida, Malvales, Dipterocarpaceae.